GUUCGGGGAGCCGGAAUUGCGCAUGUGCAGAAGGCGGCUUCUGGGCGCAGGGAGGAAGUGAUGCUUGAUGGAAACAUGGACUCAAACCGGACUGAGGAGAUGCAGUUAGUAACUCCAAGGGAACUAACAAAGCACAGCAGCGUUCUGCGACAAAGUAAUUGUGAAAAUGUUAAUUUAUUCUGUGAAGACUGCCAGGAGUAUUUUGUGGGUGGCUGUGUUGCCCACGGAGCACCAGUGUUUGUCACGGACACGCCUGUUGAGAUUGACACCCCUUCGAGAGCAUUUUACACCAUUCCUUAUGGGCUUGCAGUGGGACCAUCAGGCAAUCGAGAUGGAGGGCUUGGAGUAUGGUGCACUGCAAAGGCCAUACCUAAGGGUGUGAUAUUUGGACCAUAUGAAGGCCAGAUUGUAGUUGAACAAGGAUCUAUGGAAAAACUAUAUUCCCAGAUGGUGCAGGAGAGAAGUUUCGUCAAACCAGGUGCCUUUGAUGAAUCUAAAUGCAACUGGAUGAGGUUUGUGAAUCUUGCCAAGACACCAGAAGAGACAAAUCUGAUCCUUUCCCAGUGUAGUGGAAAGAUCUAUUACAAAGUGUGUCGCUUAAUUGAACCUGCACAUGAACUGUUCAUCUGGCAAGGGGAGGAAGAAGUGAAUAGGCCUUUGCAUAAAAGCCAAUCCAUCGCAGGGAAACACAGUAAUGUUUGCACAUACAGCAGAAUAGAGGUGGCCGGGGCAUAUUCUGUGCCACAGAAACGGGAAAUAAAAGCUGAGGAAGAGCCAAAUCAAGAUUUCACAAAAUCAUAUUGCCAUGACCCAACUGAAGAGGAGCAAGGCUAUGGGAAUACUGCACAGCUUCAGUCACACCACAGUGCUGACCAGAUGAAGUCACCCCAGGGAGAUUCAGUUAGAGUUCAUCCAAAAAGUGAAGUUUGUGACCCUCAAAACACUUGGCUUGAGAAUGAGUGUCAAGAUAAAGAAGGAGAGACUCUGCCUGGGGAUGUUUUGGUGAUUAGUUUGGAACAGUUGGAAUCUACUGUAUCUCAAGAUAAGCCAGACACUCUUGAGCACCUGAUAAAGUUUGGGAACUAUAAAGCACAAAGUAGACUUGACGGUAAAAAUAAAAGGACGCUGAAUUCCAGUUCUCUGAUCCGUAAUAAAGAGAAGCGUUUUCACUGUGACUAUUGUGAAAGGAGAUUUUAUCGUAAAGAACACUUAAUGAUGCACCACCGCACACACACGGGCGAGAAACCCUUUGCAUGCGAGGAGUGUGGAAGGGCAUUUGCAGAGAAGUGGAACCUCAAAGAGCACCGUCGCACUCAUACAGGAAUACGACCUUACUCGUGCCGCUUUUGCGGCAAAGCGUUUUACCGCAGUUCCCAUCUGAAGGUGCACCUCCGCCGUCAUACUGGAGAGAAACCCUAUAAAUGCGAUAACUGCCAUCAGUCGUUUGUGGAUUCGUCAUCUCUUCAGAAGCACAGGCGGUUACCUUCAGUAUGCUGUAAACCUGAGUACGCAAUGUUAAUACGUUCAGAGGGGCUGGAACCAAUGGGAAAACAAGAAUCAGACAAUUGUGAUGGAGCUAGCGUUGGUGAAGGGCAGUUAAACCCAUCAGAAAAAAAAGUUUUAGUCAAUGGAGUUCUUCCGGAAAAUGGAGGUUGUGAUCUUCUAAAGCCUCGGCUUGAGAAUGAAGGAGGGACUGUACCUGGGUAUGUUUUGGUUAAUGGUUUGGAGCAUUUGGAUAGUAGUUUCUCCCAAGAUAAACCAGACACCUUUGAGCACCUAUUAAACUUUGGGAACUAUAAAGUACAAAAUAGACUUGACGGUAAGAAUAAAAGGACGCUGAAUUCCAGUUCACCGAUCUGUAAUAAAGAGAAGCGUUUUCACUGUGACUAUUGUGAAAGGAGAUUUUAUCGUAAAGAACACUUAAUAAUGCACCGCCGCACACACACGGGCGAGAAACCCUUUGCAUGCGAGGAGUGUGGAAGGGCAUUUGCAGAGAAGUGGAACCUCAAAGAGCACCGUCGCACUCAUACAGGAAUACGACCUUACUCGUGCCGCUUUUGUGGCAAAGCAUUUUACCGCAGUUCCCAUCUGAAGGUGCACCUCCGCCGUCAUACUGGAGAGAAACCCUAUAAAUGCGAUAACUGCCAUCAGUCGUUUGUGGAUUCGUCAUCUCUUCAGAAGCACAGGCGGUUACCUUCAGCUUGCUGCAAAACUGACAAGAUAGAUUCAGCACUAAUACAUCCAAUUGCACCAAUGACUGAACAAGGUCAGAAUUAUAAUACAAACGCCACCCAUGAUUUGCAGUUUGUUCAAGGAAAUAACAUGGAAAACAAAAGGCAGUACAGAGGGCCAACUUGUGCACUUCCUGAAGUAGAUCGUUUUGAAGCAACGUGCUUUGGCAAUUCAGGCAACCGUUACCCUGAGGAUUUCACAAAACAUAGUGAUUACAACAGGAGCUCUGCAGCGGACAUUUUUUGGGGUGGUACUUUGUCCCUGUUGAAUGACUGCCCAUUAGGAGACAAAAGAACUAACACUUCCUAUUCUCCAAUGAAUUGCAUAAACUAUAAAAUUGAUAACAAAACUACCUCCUGUUUGAGACCUUUGAACAAUGGAAAGGAGUUUAAAGAAGUUGCAUCUUUAAGCAAUGACAUUAUUUCUACUGGAAGGAAUUGCUUUAAAUGUGAAUACUGUGGGAGGAGAUUUUUGCGCAAAGCACAGUUAACAAUGCACAGACGCACUCACACUGGAGAGAAGCCAUAUGUGUGUGAUGAAUGUGGAAGAGGUUUUGCAGAGAAGUCUAACUUAAAUGACCACCGUCGAACUCACACAGGUGAACGUCCUUAUGCGUGUACAUUUUGUGUGAAAGCAUUUCAUCGUAGCACACAUCUAAAAGUACAUCUCCGUCGCCACACUGGAGAGAAGCCAUAUAAAUGUGACGAUUGCAAGAAAACAUUUGUGGACUCCUCUUCCCUUCAGAAACAUAGACGAUUUCCCUCAGGCUGCAUUAGACCUGAAUAUAUAAAAUCUUUGCAAAAAGAGUCCUUGGAAGAUCAGGAAUGUUAUUCUGAAGCAAACAGCAGUACUAAGCUAAAAUUGAAUGACAGCUGUGUAAAGGUGGAAGGUACAGAUUUAUCCAGUUCACUGAGCAAACAAAACCCUGAAAAGAAUGUGUGUGAUACAGAUGUUUUAGUGCACUGUAACUCCAUUUAUACCUCAGAUUGCAGUAGGCCUGAAAGAAAGCCAAUUGCCAAUAUUCACUUUGGUGUUGGUAAUGGAGAGAAAAUGGAGCCCUUUGAUUAUACAUUGAUAUCAGAGAGUGGGAGGUAUGUAAAGAACACUACAUGAGCAGUUACUGACUCCUUAUACCAAAAUGGAGGAGAAACCCGCUACAAGUACCAACUAUCCAGGAACUAUUUGCACUAAGCAUGCAGCUCACCAUUUGUAGUUAUACAUCUCUAAAGAUUGCAGUCACACGCAACAGAAUGUAACAGCAGGGAGCAUUGUUCUUCGCACACAAAAAAGUGACCUUACAUCUACAUUUCUAGACAAUUGGACCGACAGAGUCCCACCUGUGAAAAUCCUCCCAAGAGCAAGAGACGAGAUUAUGAAGUAUUGCCCUUGAGGAUGGACAUAUUGACCAGAAACUUCAACUCCGAUGCGACAGAAGUAGAACCAGCAUCGCAAAAAUCAUUCAGCAGCCCUUUCGGUACCUUGACUUCAUUACAUGACCAGCAAUAAUUCAGAAGCCAUUACUUCUAAUUAUGCGAUGUGUUCCAUAUAAUUUAUUUAAAAAUUCGUAACAUUUGUAGAACAGCCUUUUAUUCAUUACAAAUAAUAGAUGAAGAUUAACCAAAGAAAGAUGCACACUUCCAAACCACAACCUCUCACAAGUGGCAACAAAAGAAAAAUCUUGGCAUGUAGUUUAUCCUGUAACUGCAUGAAUGUUCUACAGAAAAUGUACUGAGUUAAACCCCAAGACUGAUUUAGUGGGUGAAUUUUGAACUCAUUGAAAACCUUCACUUGCAAAGAAUUAAAAUCGACCCCCAUAUGUCAGUGUUGUUUAGGAAUAACCAUGUUCCAGGUGUACACCUUUUAUAUGCACAGGUGUUUUUUUUUAAAAAGAGGGACUUGCUUUCACAAUUUCAGAAUAAAAGAGUAUAUUUAAUUUUC
Carcharodon carcharias (great white shark) is the source of this 4170-nucleotide messenger RNA. RefSeq names its product histone-lysine N-methyltransferase PRDM9-like. Gene Ontology annotation, molecular function: protein binding. Lineage: Eukaryota; Metazoa; Chordata; Chondrichthyes; Lamniformes; Lamnidae. The transcript has 13 exons. The record is from RefSeq and is a predicted model, not a curated record. The coding region runs from base 61 to 3345 and encodes 1094 amino acids. Gene Ontology annotation, cellular component: nucleus.